Molecule: messenger RNA, 7506 nt
Organism: Microplitis demolitor
Lineage: Eukaryota; Metazoa; Arthropoda; Insecta; Hymenoptera; Braconidae
Gene: Chd1
Product: chromodomain-helicase-DNA-binding protein 1
Exons: 10
Coding region: 84-5969 (1961 amino acids)
Biological process (GO): regulation of transcription by RNA polymerase II; nucleosome organization
Cellular component (GO): nucleus; chromatin
Molecular function (GO): ATP-dependent chromatin remodeler activity; DNA binding; ATP binding
Source: RefSeq, a predicted model, not a curated record
CUUUGAGUUAAAUAAUAAUAUAUUUGGGAUAUUAGAGUAGGGGGAUGAUAUUGAAGCCUCGGUAAGACGCGUAGAGAGACGGGAUGAUGCAGAAAACGCAGAUAGAAUCUGAGUCUGGCAAAGAGUCAGCAUCUGAUUCGGAUAAUGAGAGUAAAAGUGACCAAAGUAGCAGUUCCUCUGGUAGUAAUUCUGGAUCUGAGAGUGAUAGUGACUCUAGCUCAUCAAGUAGCGGCGGUUCAAAUUCCUCAGCGGGUUCAGCAGCAUCUGAUUACUCUGCUAAAUCGGUAAAAUCCGAUGCACCUGCACAAAAUGAUAGCUUUCAGAGCAACAAAUGCUCAUCGGGUAACAGCACAUCAGCUAAAGUCAAAAGUCGUCGCGAGUCGAGUCGUGAGUGGGACGACAAUCCCGAUAUUUAUGGAAUUAGGAGAUCGGGAAGAUCUCGGAAAGGACCGGAGAGACUUGACACCACAAAUACAUCACGUGAUAGUGAUAAUGAUAAUCGUAAAAAACUUAAAAAAAAGAGUAGUCAAAACUCAUGGAAUUCCGAGUCAUCAGGAGAUUCUGAUUCCGAGGAUUUUGAAAACCGACGAUUACCUCCUCCGACAAGUAAAUCGAUAAAUCGACGAGCUGCUCAAAAAGCUAAAGAUAAUGUACGUCCGAAAAAAAAACAACGUCGUCUUAUGUCAGCUUCUUCUGAUAAUUCAUCAUUCGAUAGUGAUGACAAUCGAAGGCAUGUUGCAUCAAGAAGAGCAGGAACAGCGGCAGUCAGUUACAAAGAACAAAGCGACGAAGGUACAGCUAGCGAAGAUUUAGUUGAUGUUGAUGAAGCAGCUCAGCAGCAGUCACAUCAAUUAGAUCCAGCUGAUAAUGCUGAAACUAUUGAAAGAAUUCUAGCUGAAAGAAUAGGGAAGAAAGGAGUGACUGGUAACGUAACAACUGUAUAUGCGGUUGAAGAAAAUGGGGAUCCAAAUUUACCAAAACACGACAAUGAAUCAAAUAAAGAAGAAAGUCAAGUACAGUACCUGAUUAAGUGGAAAGGUUGGUCUCACAUACACAAUACAUGGGAGUCUGAGGAAUCAUUGAAAGCACAAAAAGUAAAAGGCUUAAAAAAAUUAGACAAUUUUAUAAAACGUGACAGUGAAAUAAAACAAUGGCGUGUUUAUGCUUGUCCUGAAGAUAUUGAUUACUUUGAAUGCCAAUUGGAGUUACAGCAAGAGCUCUUAAAAAGUUAUAAUAAUGUCGAGAGGAUAAUUGCUGAAUAUAAAAAACCUGACUCUGAGUACCCGGAUUAUUAUUGUAAAUGGGAAAGCUUGCCUUACGCUGAAGCUACGUGGGAAGAUGGUGCGCUUAUUGUUAAAAAGUGGCCGGACAAAAUAAAAGAAUUUCGCGAUCGUGAGGAUUCUAAAAGAACACCAAGUAGGCAUAAUAAAGUACCCGGAAGACGACCAAAGUUUCAUCAAGUUAAAGAGCAGCCAAAGUAUUUAGGCGGUAGUAGAAAAGAUUUGGUACUUCGUGACUAUCAAAUGGAUGGUCUCAAUUGGAUGAUUCAUUCAUGGUGUAAAGAUAAUAGUGUUAUUUUAGCGGACGAAAUGGGAUUGGGUAAAACAAUCCAAACAAUAUGCUUCCUAUAUUAUUUAUUUCACACUCAUCAAAUUCACGGGCCAUUUUUGUUGGUCGUACCCUUGUCGACAAUGACUUGUUGGCAACGUGAGAUGACUUUAUGGGCACCUGAUAUGAAUUUUGUUACUUAUUUAGGUGACGUUACUUCCCGUAAUAUCAUUCGCGAGUACGAGUGGUGUUACUACGGUACCAAAAGAUUAAAAUUUAAUGCAAUACUUACGACCUAUGAAAUUGUAUUGAAAGAUAAAUUAUUUUUGGGUCAACUCGAUUGGUCGGUACUUCUAGUCGACGAGGCGCACAGGCUAAAAAAUGACGAUUCACUUUUGUAUAAAGCUUUAACUGAAUUUCGUACCGAUCAUCGGCUUUUAAUAACCGGUACCCCGUUACAAAAUAGUUUAAAGGAAUUAUGGGCGCUAUUACAUUUUAUUAUGCCGAAUAAAUUUUCCGACUGGGAAGAAUUUGAAAAAGAACAUGACAAUGCUGCACAAAAGGGAUAUUCAAAGUUGCACAAACAGUUGGAACCAUUUAUAUUACGUCGUGUAAAAAAAGAUGUAGAAAAAUCAUUGCCAGCAAAAGUCGAACAGAUUCUUCGUGUUGAAAUGACAUCACUGCAAAAGCAAUACUACAAAUGGAUAUUAACUAAAAAUUAUAAUGCGUUGCGUAAAGGCGUCAAGGGAUCGACAAUGACAUUUAUAAAUAUUGUAAUUGAAUUAAAAAAAUGUUGCAAUCAUGCAUUUUUAACAAAACCAAUGGACUAUGAUCGGGAUAAAAAAGACCUUAACGAAGAUUAUUUACAGCAGAUAAUACGAGGUUCGGGUAAAUUGGUUUUACUCGAUAAAUUAUUGGUACGUUUACGUGAAACAGGUCAUAGAGUAUUAAUAUUCAGUCAAAUGGUCAGAAUGUUAGACAUAUUGGGUGAAUAUUUGCAAAAACGUCAUUUUCCAUUUCAACGUUUAGACGGAAGUAUAAAAGGCGAAUUACGUAAGCAAGCUCUGGAUCACUUUAAUGCUGAAGGUUCUACUGAUUUUUGCUUCCUAUUAUCAACACGUGCUGGUGGUCUUGGUAUUAAUUUAGCAACUGCUGAUACUGUGAUAAUAUUUGACUCUGAUUGGAAUCCACAAAAUGACUUACAGGCACAAGCACGUGCUCAUCGUAUUGGACAAAAAAAUCAAGUAAAUAUUUAUCGUUUAGUUACGAAAAAUUCGGUUGAAGAAGAAAUUGUUGAACGGGCGAAACAAAAAAUGGUACUUGAUCAUUUAGUUAUACAGAGAAUGGACACAACUGGUCGGACUGUACUAGAUAAAAAAGCUUCCGGUAGUACUGCUAAUAAUAAUCCAUUUAAUAAAGAAGACUUGAAUGCAAUAUUGAAGUUCGGAGCGGAGGAAUUAUUUAAAGAUGAAGAGGAUGGUGACGAAGAGCCGACGUGUGAUAUUGAUGAAAUUUUACGUCGUGCUGAGACUAGAGAUGACAGCAGUGCACCGGCAACUGUUGGAGAUGAGCUACUGUCGGCUUUUAAAGUUGCCAGUUUUGCGGCAUUUGAAGAAGAAUCAACAGAACCAGUUCCGGAAGCUGACGCUAAUGAUAAUGGCGAGGAAAGUAAAGAUUGGGCAGAAAUAAUACCGGAAAACUUUCGUAAAAAAAUAGAACAAGAUGAAAAAUGUAAAGAAAUGGAAGAUUUAUAUUUACCACCUCGUAGUCGUAAAACAUUGCAGCAGACUAAUAGUCGAGGCGGUGGAAAAGAUGAUGGUAGAGGAAAUAGAAAACGACGUAAAGCACAAACUGAUGAGGAGAGUGAUGACGGUGAUGACAGUGGUGGCAGCGAUGCUGAUGGUACUGAUGAUGAACGACCGAAAAAACGUGGCAGACCUCGCAUGCAACCGCGUGAAUCGAUUAAAAGUUUCACUGAUGUUGAAAUACGCAGAUUUAUAAAGAGUUAUAAAAAAUUCCCAGCUCCAUUGAAGCGGCUUGAUGACAUUGCUGUUGACAGUGAGUUGCAGGAGAAACCAAUGGCUGAAUUACGUUAUCUCGGGGAAUUAAUGAAGUCGAGGUGCGAUGCUUGCAUUGCCGAAUUUGAAACAGCGUCAAAAGAAACGCAUUCGCGUGAUAAAGGAGAGGAAAAAGUUAAGAAAGAGGGAAAAGGACGUAAACGUGGGCGGGGUCCUACGUUUAAAUUGUCUGGUGUUAUGGUAAAUGCUAAAUCAUUGUCUGCUGCUGAGAAGGAAUUAGAGCCGCUGGAUCAAGCAUUACCGAAAGAUGAGGAGCAACGCGCGGCCUGGUACUUGGAUGUUAAAUUAAAGCCAGCGAAUUUCGAUUGCGAAUGGAAUUCUGAUGACGACUCACGUUUAUUGCGCGGUAUUUAUACUCAUGGUAUGGGUUCUUGGGAGGCUAUAAAAAUGGAUUCGAGUCUUAAACUUGGUGAUAAAAUACUUCCCAAUGAUAACAAACCACAGGUAAAGCAAUUGAAUGCACGUGCUGAAUAUUUAUUGAAAAUAUUGAAGAGGCAAAUGGACAUGAAACAUGGGUUGACGCGUAAAAUGCGAAAGCCACGUAAGCCGAAAGAAAUAAAAUCAGCUAUUACUAAGGAAUUGGUUGAUGAUAAUGACAGCGCUGGUGGUGGCAGUGCUGCCGGUGGUUCGGGUGACGAAAAUAAAAAACCUAAAUUUAAAGGCGAUAAGCAGCAGCAUGUUAAUGUUAGUAAAAAAGAUGAGGCAGAUACUGUUGUUAAGAAAGAAAUUAAGGAAGAAGUUAGUGAUGGCAGUGGCGGUGGUGCUACUGCUGCUGCUACUGGUGGUGGGGGUACUGGAUCGGCUGUCGUCGCUGAGGAUAACAGGAAAGAAAAGAAAGUGAAAAAAGAUAAAAAGGAUGGUAAGAAAAAUAAAAGGAGCAAACAAGGAGGAUCUGCUUUGGCUACUGGACCAAUGCAUUUUACGGCAAAUAAUGAACCCCGUGCACUCGAUGUUCUAGGUGAUUUAGAUCCUUCUGUAUUUAAUGAGUGUAAAGAAAAAAUGCGACCUGUUAAAAAAGCUCUUAAAGCAUUGGAUCAACCAGAUCAAUCGCUCAGUAAAACUGAACAAGUUGCACACACACGUCACUGUCUAGUACAAAUAGGUAAUCAAAUAAAUACAUGUCUUUCCGAAUACAAAGAUCCUGAACAAAUAAAAGAAUGGCGUACUAAUUUAUGGAAAUUUGUAUCGAAAUUUACUGAAUUUGACUCGAAAAAAUUAUAUAAAUUGUACAAACAUGCAUCGCGCUCCAAAGGUGAAGAUGAUAAUUCAAAUAUGUUUUCAAGCCCUGAAAAAAAAGAUGACUCGAAUUCACAGCAACAGAAACACACACAAGACAAAUCACAUCACUCUCAACAACCAAUGGAAACAACACCAGCGAGUGUACCGGCAACCAACAGUGGCAAGGAUUCGCGGUCAUCUAAACGACGUUUUGUUGACGAGAGUGAAGAAAAUUCAAACAGCAGCCUACCCAACAAAAAACAUUUGACAGGAAAUCAUCAUCAUCAUCACACCAGCAAUACUUCAAAUAAUAGCAGUAGACAUUCCUCGUCUACCCCUGGAUCAAACACACUGAUCACGGCGACAACAACAACGGCCACUUCGUCGACCUCAACAACAACCGGUGCUAUGAACUCCACUACGGUACCGCUUGGAUCAAACAGUAAUUUAAAUAGCGGUAAUAGUGUCAGUGGUAGUGAUACUAUGAGACAAAAAGAAUUAAAGGAUUCUUCAAAGCACAGUAAAGAUAUUAAACGUGAUAGGGAUCGGGACAGAGAUAGAGACAGAGAUAGAGAUAGAAUGCAUGAUAGGGGAAUGGAUAGAUUAGUUGGUAGUACAAAGGACGAGAGAAUUAGACGCGACAGUGGAGGAUACGCUGCUGGUGGAGGACACUACAGUGGCGGUGGCAAUCGCGAUGAUGAUCAUUGGUUGAACCGGGAGUCAAGGGAUCCUAGAGACAACAGAUUCAAUGAUCACAAACGCGAUAGAUUUGAUUACGGAAGCAGAAUGCCUGCAGGUGGAUAUCAUCGGGAUCGCGACAGAGAUCGUGAUCGCGGAAUGCACAUUAAUGACAAAAGAAGUGAUUACUAUAGAUACUCAUCAGGUCCACCACCUCAAAAUAAUUACGGCUAUGGGGGACCAGUAGUGGCUGGUAGCUACAACAGUGGAGGAGGAAUAGGAAAUUAUCCACCGGGUGAUAUGCCGUCAGGACAUUACAGAAAUCGAGGAUACCUUGGAGAAAGUGGGGGUGGCGGUGGCGGUUAUUCAAAUGAUUGGAGACCGAAUAAAGAUUACAGACGCGAUUAUGAUCGAAGGCCUCCACCGUCAUCGAAUACCAAUACGUAGUGAUUUUUUUCUUACAACUACCGUCCUCAAGUGUAUAUGUGUAUAAUUGUAUUGGGUGCACGAUGUAUGCGUAUAUCUAUUCACAUAUGUAUAUAUAUGCAUACAUACAUGUAUGUGUGUACAAAUGAAUAUAUUCAUGAGUGCAAGUGUGAGUGCAUUAACUCCAAUUUAUUAUGUACCAUCUCAUUUGAUAAUGUCUCCCUCGCCACCACUACACAUUUCUUCCUUCGUCAGUUAUGCAUUAUGUAAUUAUCUAUUACGUAAAGCGACAAGCGAUAUUCUAGAGAGAAAAAAAAAAAACAAAUUUUUUUAUGCCUCAUAUACAGCAAUUAAUUAGGAUUCGGUGUUUUUUUUGCGUACCAAAAAAACACCUACAGAAAAACACCUUAAGUAGAAUUUUUAUUGUUAUGGUAUUUAAUUAUUAUUAUUAUUAUUAUAAUUAAUUAAUUAAUUGAUUAUUAAUAUAAUUGUGUAUGAAAUGCGCGCGCGCGUUUAAAAAAAAUUAAUCGCCUUUAAUGACGCUACGAUAUAUAAAAUAUAUUUUUUAUUAAUUAUUUUUUUUUCUGCGUGAAAAAAACGAAUUGAAAUUUUUAUUAUCAAAUUAACCGAGUGCAUACACAUACACACGACAUUUAAUUAUCUUUUAUACACACAUAUAUAUACAUAUAUGUAAGUAAUUAAUAAUACAUGAUAUUGGAAAUUAAAAUUUUUAUUUUUAAUGUGCCAAUUUAUGAAUUUAAAUUUUAUUUAUAACGAAGUAAAAAAAAUAUACACAUUUUAUCACAUAUUAAUAAUUGUUUGUAUACAUAUAUUUUUGUUCAGUUUUACUGCAUUAAAAUUUCCCUACAAUAGCCCUUAUGUUUAUUUAUUAUAUUUAGCAUUUCGAUGUUUAUUUUUUCUCAGCGUGCGCGCGUGUCGCCGAUUACUAUAAUUAUAAUUAUUAUUAUUAUAAUAACUAUAAAAAAAUUAUGUAAUUAAAAUUUUUACGCGCUGUCUAACAAUUGUACAGCUUAUAUUACUAUGUACAUAUUCUUGAUUACAUGAAAACAAAAACAAUGAUAAUAAAUAAUUUAAAAUAAAAAAUAUAAAGAGGACAGAUAUAUUUAAUUGUCAAUUAUUAUUUUUUUCUUGACUAAACAAUUAACUUUCUUUUUUCUUUUUUUUAUUUUAAAUCUUACAAACGAUACGUGAUUACAAAGGCGUUGAUACAAAGGGAUAACAGUAACUAAAGAAAAAAUAAAUAGUAAUAUAUUUUAUUUUUAGAUUUAUUAAUUAUAAAUGUAUAAUUAAUUUUUUUGUGUAUGUGUGUGCAAAUAAUUAUUUUUAUUUUUAAAAAAUAAAACGUGCAUCGUGUAUGUUUUAAAUAAAUAAAUAAAAUAAAUUUAAAUACACGCGCACAUUUAAAUUUUUAAAGCCCAAAUAUUAUAAUUUUUUUUAUUUUAAUGCAUUGGUAGCUGCAUUAUUUUGACGUUAAUGUAAUUUAUAAAGAUAAAAAUUGUACACUAUUCAUUAUAAAUAUAUACAUAUAUUAUGUAAU